Salvelinus sp. IW2-2015 is the source of this 6028-nucleotide messenger RNA. It is a transcript of the gene cdk16, whose product is annotated as cyclin dependent kinase 16. The record is from RefSeq and is a predicted model, not a curated record. Gene Ontology annotation, cellular component: cytoplasm; synaptic vesicle; nucleus. Gene Ontology annotation, biological process: exocytosis; protein phosphorylation; neuron projection development. Lineage: Eukaryota; Metazoa; Chordata; Actinopteri; Salmoniformes; Salmonidae. Gene Ontology annotation, molecular function: cyclin-dependent protein serine/threonine kinase activity; ATP binding.
AAAGGUCUUCAGAGGUUUAACGCUCAUUUGAAACCCUAUUUCCUGCGUCUUUUAGCGUUUUUACAGAUCAACACAUAGAAGUUCAGCAGAUGUAAACAUUUACGUCAAUCCCCUAUUCACAAAGGACGGUUUUUGCUCGUUCUUACCGGGGCCACAUUCAGUUGCCAAACGUUGUCGAACGUUGCAGACAGAAAUUAAAUUAAUAGAGCCGACAUGAGUCCUUGUUUACCAAGCCAGAGAAGCACGUUUCUUCUAUAUAUCACAUGUCUACCUGAAUGUUCCAAAACGCUGUGUCCCGAUGAACGCGCCCCUGCACUCAAUAUCUCCUGAGUGGGCCAAGGCAAUGGUACAGUCCACAGUCUUAGCUUGUUGAAUGGAAUUUGGGUCAUUCCACUGUAAGCUUUUCCUAUUCGGGUAAUAUGAGGAAUUUCUAUACAUUUUGAAUAGCUUCCAUUGAUAGACUUAGUUAAAAAUACCCAGACAAAWCGGAAAGAAUAAAAAACACUGUGGAAUGUCACACGACCUGACUUGUGGCUGGUAAGCGAAUGCGUAAUUAACGGAUCUCCACCUCUCCAAUCAGCCGGAGUGAGUGACUCCAGAAUCUAUUCGCAGCUGCUCUACUACCCUCCGCAUUUGGAACUGAACAGCUGCUAAAACGUUUGAACAAUUUUUCAGAAUGCGAACAGGGCAUGCUGUCAGACAGGGGCGAACCGGUGCUGUAUCUCAACCAGCAGAAUAAUGGCUGAGGACUAUUGGGAGAGCACACUGGCUUUGGGAUAUUUUUGCUAAGAUUACAAGGGCAUACGGGAUCUCGCGUCCUCGGAGAGCUUGAAUUGUGGCUACCCCUCCGCCCUCUGCGUCUCGGCCCCCGCCCUCCGCGUCUCGCCCCCCACCCUCCGCAUCUCGCCCCCCGCUGCCCCCUCUGAUGGACCGCAUGAGGAAGAUCAAGCGGCAGCUGUCCCUCACCCUGAGGGGGGGCAACAGUGGGGAUAAGACCAGCGAGACCAUCAGCCCUCAGGACACAGCGCACAGUCACAGUGACUCCGAGACCAUGUCAGUGCGGGGCAGUGGCACUGGCAGUUUGCGGGGUUCAGUGCGAGGCAGUGGUGGUGGAGGCUCGUUCAGCAUGCACUCCCUGCUCCAGUCGUACGGCUCCGCCCUGCGCCGACCACGCAGCCUGGGCCGCAGCCUCAGCUCCUAUCUCAACCACACCACACGCCUGGAGAUAGUCCAUGAAGAUGUGAAGAUCGGCUCUGACGGGGAGAGUGACCAGGUCUCGGCCACCUCUUCUGAUGAAGUACACAGUCCUGUCAGGGUCCGCCUCAGGAACAACUCUGUACGCAAGAUAUCCACCGAGGAUAUAAACAAGCGGUUGUCCUUGCCUGCGGACAUCCGUCUCCCAGAUGGCUACCUAGAGAAGUUCUGUCUGAACAGUCCUCUUUUUGACAAGCCUCUGAGCCGGAGGCUAAGGAGAGUCUCCCUGUCAGAGAUUGGCUUUGGGAAGCUGGAGACCUAUGUGAAGCUGGAUAAGCUAGGAGAGGGAACCUAUGCCACGGUAUACAAAGGGCGCAGCAAGCUGACUGACAACCUGGUGGCUCUGAAAGAGAUCCGAUUGGAGCAUGAGGAGGGGGCUCCCUGCACUGCCAUCAGAGAGGUGUCUCUGUUGAAGGAUCUGAAACACGCCAACAUAGUGACCCUCCACGACAUCAUCCACACGCAGAAGUCUCUCACGCUGGUCUUUGAGUACCUGGAUAAAGACCUUAAGCAGUAUCUGGAGGAUUGUGGCAACUCUAUCCACAUGCACAAUGUGAAGCUCUUCCUGUUCCAGCUGCUGCGUGGCCUCAACUACUGCCACCGCCGCAAAGUCCUCCACAGAGACCUCAAACCCCAGAACCUGCUCAUCAACGACCGCGGAGAGCUCAAACUGGCUGACUUUGGCCUGGCCCGGGCUAAGUCCAUUCCCACCAAGACCUACUCCAACGAGGUGGUGACGCUAUGGUACCGUCCCCCAGACAUCCUCCUAGGAAGCACUGACUACUCAACGCAGAUAGAUAUGUGGGGAGUGGGUUGUAUCUUCUAUGAGAUGUCUACAGGCCGCCCUCUGUUUCCUGGCUCCACAGUGGAGGAGGAGCUGCACUUCAUMUUUAAACUGCUAGGUACACCCAAUGAGACAUCCUGGCCUGGAAUCACCUCCAAUGAGGAAUUCAUCUCGUACAACUACCCCCGGUACAGAGCCGACUCUCUACGGAAUCACACACCAAGACUGGACAAUGAAGGAGUGGAACUGCUGUCCAAACUGCUGCAGUUUGAGGGAAAGAAGCGCAUCUCAGCAGAGGAGGCCAUGAGGCAUCCAUACUUCCACAGUCUGGGAGACCGAGUGAUCACACUGCCUGACACUACAUCAAUAUUUUCACUUCAAGACAUUCAGCUGGAGAAGGAGGCCGGAGGUAGAAGCAGCUCCUUGUCUGAUUCAGUGAACAGCAUAUCUCGACGACAGAGCCUGCUUUUCUGAGUGGAUUGAGAGAAAGACGGACGAACGAGAGGACGGGAAGCUGAGACAUUUCCGUGUGCGAUGAAGGGAUACAUAUUCAUCUUUAUACCUUUUGAAUUGUCAUUGUUGGUCCAUUUAGUGUUGAGAGGUUCACUAGCUGUUUACAUGUAAGACGAGGCUGAGGAGGAUACCUGUUUUUCUUCUUUGUUUGCUCUCAAUAUGCACUCUCUCCUCUAUAUAGAAACGUUUACUGUCAGACACACUUUUACCAUCACGUAUACUGUAAAUGCUGACGGGCAAAGAAAGCCUUACCAUUUUUCCUUGUAUAGCUAACUACUGUGAUCUUUAGUUUACAGGCUGACAUAAUUGCAGUCCUGUAUAAUUAAAUUUAGACAUGUCAGGACAUUCUUUGAAUGCAAUAAUCAUCACCCGUACAUUUUAAUGGAUUUGGACCAAAGUUUUCGACUCACUUAAAUUAUGCACAAUGCUAUUGUAAUACCCCUAGCUAGAACCUUUCAAAUUUGUAUUGUAUAAUACCACAAUGAAGGAAUAAUUUGAAAAAUGACAAGGCUUGAAUAAGUGUUGAUUAGAGUUGUCUUUUAACUGAGGGAGGAAUAAUACGGUGAGGCUGUAGUGUCUCACCUUGGUCUUCCACACUCCCAUUUCCACCACAGCAAGGUAUUACAGUCUGUCCCUCCCAUUUCCACCACAGCAAGGUAUUAGUCUGUCCCUCCCAGCUCCGUAAUCAUUGAAGGGGGAUAUUAGUUUAGUACCAGGUAGAUUAAUCCCAACAGUGUCAUGGUGGCAUUUGGGGGAAAUCGUCAUGUUGUAUUUAUUUAUUUAUUUUCAUACUGCUGUGCUUGGCUGAUACGGUACAAUGGUUUGAAAGAAAAAUGCGGCACUUCUGUUAUAUUUUCACACCACGUUUUGCAGUUCUCUGAGGAAUCCAUAGCACUUACAGGAAUUCUCCUCAUUCUUGCAGGAAUUCUGGAAUUUGGGGAACCGUUGYACCAAAAACCUGGAGAUGGACUUAUCUUUAUUGAUUAUAUAGACAUGCAUCCAAUACAAAUUGAGCUUCCACAGUGAAACAUCACAACCCUGAUAGGUUUAAUGACUCUUUAGGGCACAGGGUACAGUAUUGUUGGGUGUAAUGUAAUUGUGUUUACACAUCUACCUGUUUGGAGUGAAAGAGACAGUCUGAAAAUUGCCCCACUGUGUACAGAGUGAUGUGUGGUCUUCAUUCUGAGGAGAGUGAGAGAGUGCACCAGACACAGUGGCACUACUUUUACAUCGCCUGUAGUUAGCCCACCUAUUAACCAUGGCUGUUGUUCUAAAGCAGUGGUUCCCAACCUUUUAUCGUUUACCUUACCACCAACUGAAAAUUUUCUCUGCCGAAGUACCCCGUGUACAUUUUACCAGUAGGCCUAUGGUCUCAUGAGUCUUCUCAAGUACCCCCUGUGGAUAGGCCAAGUUCCCCUGGUUGGGAACCACUGUUCUAAAGCACUUCAGUAUGUGGAAUCUGUGAAAACCAAAGUGAACAUGCAUAAAACUGUCAUCUGAAAUUUCUGGCUCGUCAUUUUGAAUGGGGAUAGAUGAUGUGUUUCAAACCUCAAAUAACCAAAGUAUACAUUUUUGGAUUGAGGCGGUAACUUGGAGAGAAAUGCAGUUGGUUAUGAAUUCUCACCAUCUCAACCAUUGGGUUAGUUUGGUGGGUUGGGGUGUGAUCCUAGCAGCGAGAUGUUGUGAACUUAGUAAGUGUGAAUGAGUGAGCGUGUACCGUCUGGGUGCGUGUGUGUGUGUAUGAGAGAGCCAGAGUGAGAGAGUCAGACGGUCAGAGCAGAGGAUAUGUGUCGUGAAGCACGGCAAUGUUAUAUUGUGGAAAAAGAAUAUGGUAUGUUGUAAAUAACCUUCGAUUAUUUUACGGAAAUGAGCAGAGGACUGUGCAAUGAGAUGAGGAUACUCUUCUCAUUGUCAUUUUGAAGAUAAGAAUAUAGUUUUCUUACGAUGAUCAUUGAUUAUAUUGUUAUUGUGUUCUUAUUCUUUUAAUGAGAAAAGGUUUAUUUGUUCAUAGAAUACAUAAUCAGUGUAGAUAUUUGGAUUUUAUGUUUAUAAUUAGUUUUCUCUGAUGGUGAAAGGGGCUCUUCCAUAUACAUUGUCAUAAGAAGCAUGGAUAUGUUGCCAUGGAAGGGCUAAUAGGUUGUGGUCCUGAAGUCGCCUCUUGUCCCAUUUUAUAUUUCGCAAUAACUGUUGUACUCCGCAAUAACAAGUUGUACAGUACGUGAUCCCUGUCCAAAUUUACCAGUGGAUUGAAUACUUUAUAUCUAACACAAAAACAAUGAAGUCACAACUUUAAGUAGAACAAAAAAAUACUGGAGACUGUUUUAUUGCCCAUUGUCACUUUUACAUUUGGAUUCAAAUAGUGAGAUUUUGAUAUCACUGUUGACAAAGCGCUUCGUUUUUUUUAUUGAGCCAAGAAACAAGAAACUUCUUGUAGUUUUCAGUAUUGAUAAAACUGUUUGACAUUUCUUUAUAAAGCAAAACAAGUUCAAUUCUAAGGUGUAGUGUAUGUGCCGAGGUUAAGACGGUGUUCUUCAGUUGUCAAGGAGAGUUGAAUUACAGAUUGGACAAUGCAAUGUUACUUGGUUUUGAAGCAACUUUACCAUACAGCCCAGCAUAUCUAAUGGGCAUGUGAUGUGUUGAUGAGGUUGAAAAGGUAUGAACAUGUACUGUAAACUGGUGUGUGUGUAUACGUAUGUAGGUACUGUACUGUAAAACAUACAAUUUGAAAAGGAAUUUAAACAAACACAAGCAAUACAUUUGGCAAAUGUCUGAUGCAGAAGCCUGCCAAACAAGUUGGURCUCUGAUAGCAUUUAGGAAUGGCAUGUUAUGGGGAGGCUACAGUACACAGCAUUGUGAUAGGAUGUUCUUCCUUUAGUUGGUUGAGAAAACUGGGCCAUAUUCAGUAGGUAUAACACKACAGGAAGUUGCAGAGAUAAAUAGAAUGUAGCCUAUGGAGCAACCAACACAUUAGACUGACAUUUUUCUCUGACACGUUCUUCAUGGCUGCACCUCGGAAUAUGUUUUAGAUCUGUGUGUAUAUUGUAUGAAUAUGUAAAUGCUCAAGAUGUUUUGUGAAGAGAAUGUUUUGGUUGAUAGGCUCCGUCCACUGUGUGUCAAAACUGGAUUUGAAUAUUCAAAAGCUCUUUGGAUUGCGGCAAUAGUUAUUAUUUUUCCCAUCUGAGCAGCGGUUUGGAAAGGACUACAGUGUAAAUUGUCAAGUGAAAUACCACACCAUUAUGAACCUGUGGUUAUUAUAUCGGUGACACACUGAAAUACCACACCACCAUGAACCUGUGGUUAUUAUAUCGGUGACACACUGAAAUACCACACCAUCAUGAACCUGUGGUAUUAUAUCGGUGACACACUGAAAUACCACACCAUCAUGAACCUGUGUUAUUAUAUCGGUGACACACUGAAAUACCACACCAUCAUGAACCUGUGGUUAUUAUAUCGGUGACACACUGAAAUACCACACA